Iphiclides podalirius (scarce swallowtail) is the source of this 1365-nucleotide messenger RNA. NCBI's taxonomy places the organism in Eukaryota, Metazoa, Arthropoda, Insecta, Lepidoptera, Papilionidae. The record is from the annotation of a GenBank genome assembly.
AUGGCUAACAUCUUAGAUGUAUCGACUCCGGACAACCUCCAGUACCAAUUCUUCCCCGUGUCAAGCGGUUCGGUCCAGUUCAAAGUGCGCACCGCAAAUGACGCCCACGUUGCUCUUACCAUGGGACCGCAGGACACGGAGCCGAUGUAUGAGAUAAUGAUCGGCGGUUGGGGCAACACGAAGAGCGUGAUCCGGAAGAACAAGACGAAGCCGGACAAGGUCGAGGUGGAGACCCCCGGGAUCGUAAACGGCGGCGAGUUCCGCAGCUUCUGGGUGCGCUGGGACGGCGGCAUCGUGUCCGCCGGCCGCGAGGGCGAGAGCAUCCCGUUCAUCUCCUGGGCCGACCCCGAGCCCUUCCCGAUCGCCUUCGUCGGCGUGUGCACCGGCUGGGGCGCGACCGGCACCUGGAAAAUCGAAGAGGCGGCGGAAUUCGAGACACCGGACAAGUUAGAGUAUAAGUUCGGACCCGCGGCCGCCGGCUCGCUGGAAUUCGAAUACCGCGGUCCGCAUAACUGCCACGUUUGUCUGGCCCCCGGUCCGGGCGAGGUGGGCCCAAUGUACGAAUUUAUCCUUGGCGGUUGGGAGAACACGCAAUCCGUGAUCAGGCACUGCAGGCAGAAGCCGGACAAGGUAACCAUCCCGACGCCGGGGCUUAUGAGUGCCAGCGAGUUUAGGAAAUUCCUCAUCGAAUGGAGAUGCGGCAGGUUGACCGUUCGCGACGGUACCAACGGGGCCGUGAUGAUGGAGUGGGUGGACCCACAGCCCUUCCCGGUUACACACUUCGGGGUGCGCACGGGGUACGGUGCCCAGGGCACGUGGCGCAUCAGGCACUUCUUCAAUGACGGGCACCGACUGGGCCCGUCCGCGCCGGCGGCUGCUGCUCUAUACAGCCCGCCGCCCGGCUACCCGGGCGGUGCGCCGGCCGUGUCGGCGACGGGUGGUGCCGGCGUGUGGAUGGACGCGAGCGGCGGCCAAGCGGUGCCCGGCGCGGUGGUAGGCGGCCAGGACUGCUCCGGCGAGCCGCUGUACGUGGCGCGGGCGCAGCACGAGGGCGCCAUGCUCCCUGGAAAGCUGGUCACCUCCCACGGGUGCGCUUACGUCCCGUGGGGCGGACAGGAGCACGGCAAGUCCGAAUAUCAGGUUCUUAUUGGAGGACCGAACAACUGGGUGCCAGUUAGUGGAUCAAAUUUACCUCCAGGAGCUUUCCCUGGCGGUGAGACGGAGGAUGGAGAACCAUUGUUCAUUGGCCGCGUACGUCACGAAGGUAGCAUAACCACUGGCAAGGUUCAGGCAUCGCAUGGCGUCUGCUACAUCCCCUUCGGCGGCCAAGAACUCGGUUUCCCCGACUACGAAGUUCUGGUGGCC